Columba livia (rock pigeon) is the source of this 1132-nucleotide messenger RNA. It is a transcript of the gene HSPBAP1, whose product is annotated as HSPB1 associated protein 1. The record is from RefSeq and is a predicted model, not a curated record. NCBI's taxonomy places the organism in Eukaryota, Metazoa, Chordata, Aves, Columbiformes, Columbidae. Bases 119 to 1087 code for a protein of 322 amino acids. Gene Ontology annotation, molecular function: 2-oxoglutarate-dependent dioxygenase activity. The transcript is spliced from 5 exons.
AGUGAGUACCAAGCAAGGGGCAAAAAGAAAAGAGCUUGCUAGAGUCUGAAACAAGAAGAGAGCUGCACAAACUGUCCAGCUGUGCGGUGAAGUACUGCCUCUACUUUUCCAUUGCUUAAUGUAUUGGAAGAGAUGGCACCUCUUCCCACCUGGUGACACCAGCUUCCUUUAUCCUACCAGGAUCCCUUAUGAGGAAUCCAGCAUAUUCAGCAAAGUCAAUGUUGCCAACCCUGAUCUGAAACGCUUUCCUGAGUUCAGGAACACAACAGCCCACGUGGUUACACUCAAUCCAGGACAGGCUUCUAGUAGUACCCUCAUGCAAUGUCUCCGAUUCCAGGUCCUGCUCGUUCCAAGGCACUGGUGGCACUACGUGGAAUCCAUUGAUCCCAUCACUGUCAGCAUAAACUCUUGGAUUGAACUGGAUGCAGAUCAUGAAGCCCGUGUAGAAGAAGCAAUAACUCGGAUGCUGGUGUGUGCCAUAAAAUCAGCAGAAAAUCCCAGUGAUGGAGAUCUCUGGCUAAAUCCCACCGAGGUUGAGGCAACAUCCCAUGAAAUCAAUCUUCAGUACCUGAAUCAAGCAGUGUCUGCAUAUUUCAAGUGUCAAAAGGCAAGCGUGGCAGAGCCAGCAUGUUCCAGCAGCACCAGUGCAGAGCAAAGGACAAGCGCCUCAUGCAAGAGGAAGAGAAGAGAAGUUAACCGUGAACCAGAGGGCGGCAGAUUACUGACCCAUGAGUUUGACUUUUCAACACUUAAAGCAGAAAAGCUGCAGAAAAUACCUUUUGGACCUCAUCUUAUUCAAGUUUUACCACAGUCUCGAGAACCAAGCUCGACGGGUGCAGUUGCAGUUGAAAGUGACGGUACAGAUCUUCUCUAUGAAAAUGAAGGAGGACAUUUUGGAAAAUUACACUGCAUCAGAAAGGAAUUAGUAACAAGUAAUGACUGUGAAACACCCACACACCAAAGGGAUUCAGAUGGCAGUCCAAAUGCCUCACAAGCAGCCCUUUCUACCAAUGACUUGCUAGACUGUUUGGUUAAUCCACAUGUCAUCAGUUUGGUGGCUCGGCUGCUGUUGGAGAGAAGAGUUUAAUGCUGGAGUGCUUUAUAAUUUCUGAAAUAAAGAAACCAAAUGGCA